GAAUUACAACCGAACAGACAACAACUGUCAUCACAUCAGAACCGACAACUCCGGAAAUUACAACAGGAGUGACUACACCACAGAUAACUACUGCCAUGACAACACAGCUGACCUCAACUGACUUGACAACAGAAGUUAUGACACCACCAAUAUCUACUGCAAUGACAACAGAACUUGCAACAACUGACAUCACAUCAGAACUGACAACUCCGGACAUUACAAUCAAACUUACAACUCCUGACAUCAUAUCACAACAGACAACUCCUGACAUGACAACAGAAGUGACCUCACCACCAGUAACUACUGCCAUGACAACCACCGAACUGACACCAACUCCUGAUAUUACAACAGAACUGACAACACCAGCAAUAACUACUGGUAUCACAACUGGCAUCACAACAGAUCUGACAAGCAUGGAAAUGACAACAGAAAUGACUGCACCAACAACAACUCCUGACAUUGUGACAGAACUGACAACAACUCCUGACAUCACGACAGAACUGACAACAACAGCAAUAACUCCUGCAAUUAUGACAGCUUCAAAAAUGUCAGAAAUUAUAACAGAAUUGACCACACCAUCAACAACUACUGACAUUACAGCUGGACUGACAACAACUGUCAUGACAUCCAAACUGACAACUCUGGACAUAACUACGGAAAUUACAACAGACUUGACCACACCAUCAACUAAUGACGUGACCACCGAACUGACGUCAACUUCUGGCAUUACAACCAUGAAUACAUCACCAAUAUCAACUGAUUUCACAGUCACAGACAUCACCACAGAACUGAAAACAACAACUAGCAUUUCAACAGAUGUGGCGACAUCGCCAACUUCUGAAAUAACAACAGAGGCUUCAGAGACUACCAGAACAGUUGUUGAAUCAACACCUACAUCUCAAAUCACAGAAGCGCAAACUUCAGAAAUAACAACGCACAAUACAGCAGAGGUGACAUCAGCCACUGACACGAUUGCUACACAAGUCACAUCCUCCUCCUUAACCACUGACCUCAGUACAAAACUGACCUCAUCCCCAACUCCAACAUCACCAGCUACUGACAGCACAAUAGGCAUAACAACAUCACCAGCUACAACAGAUAUGACAGCAGACUUGAUGUCUACUGCCAUAACAACAGAUGUCAAACCAACACCAACAAACGGAAAGACUACAGACAUUACAAAACUCAUCACCACCGGAAUUACAGACUUAACAACCCCUGCCACUGAAGUCACAACGGAUAUAACGACACAAACCACUGAAGUAACAGAGCUGACAACCCAACUGACAACACAGACCACUGAAGUAACAGGGCAGACAUCACCAACUCCUGAAACAGCAACAGUCGAAUCAGCAACUACAUUGCAAGUUACAACCGACUACACAACAGAAGUGAUGACAUCUACAGAUGUUCCUAGGACAACAGACCUCACAUCAGCUACUACUGAAGUUCCAACUUCGACCUCUGAAACAACGCCAACCCCUGAAACUGUAACAGAAGUCACCACACCCCUUACAGUCACAGCAGAAGUCACCACACCACUUACACCCACAACAGCUGUUGAAACUGAUAUCACAACUGCCAUAGCAACAACUCCAGAACCAACGUCAGACAUCAUCCCCACAACUGACAGAAAUACAGAAAUAACAACCGAAGCGGCAACUUCUCAAGAGGUCACAACCUCUACUCACAAGAUGCCAACAGCAGUCGAAACAUCAACUGUUGUUCCAACUACUCAUGAACAAUCAUCAUCUCCCAUGGCAGAGAUGGUGACAACAGAGAUGGUGACAUCUACAAGUAUUCAUAAAACAACAGAUGUCAUAACAUCAUCAGGACCGGAAUUUACUACGGCAGUUGCAGAAAACACUGAAAACAUUACAGUUGCCGUAACGACAACUCAUCCAAUGACAACAGGGACCACUGCGGGUCAUCCAAUGACAUCAGAGAUCACAAGUCAUUCAGUAACGUCGGAGAUCACAUCCACCCCUCCAACGACCACAGACGACAUAACAUUGAUCACAUCAUCCACUCCUGAUGCCACACCAUUGAUAACAUCACUGAGUCCUGACACAACAACAGAGGUCUCAACAACUGACAUUAUCACAAGGUCCACAGAAACCUCUGCUGCUGGUAUAACCACACAGUCCACAGAAACAACACAGUCUGGACUCACCACAGCAAGCGCUGAAACCAUUACCUCGACCACAGAAACAUCAACACAGACACCGACAUCCACUCAUACCACAACGGACAUCACAUCAGUCACAUCAGCUAUAGACACAACAACUACAGCUAAAUCUGCUUCUGACAUGACAAUCAACACAAAAACUUUGCCCAACACAACAUCUGCAGCUACGCCUCACACCACAAGAAAGACCACCGUGACGUCAAGACCUCCGACAAUGACAACCAAUGUUACCAUGGCAACGACACCUGAAACGACAACAAGACCAGAUACAGCAGGUACGACACCACCCACAUUCCGCUCAACACAUCUCACAACAUCCACAACCCGCUCACCAGUCUUCACAACACCAGAACCAACAACAACUUUUGCAACAUCAGGCACAGUACCAUACACAGAUACCUCAACAGUCUCCACAACACCUCUGUCAAAGUCUACACCCUCCUCCACAACAUCCCUCUUGACAUCCGACCCCUCCUCCACAACAUCCCUCUUGACAUCCGACCCCUCCUCCAUAACACAACCAUCAAUAUCAGACCCCUCUACAACAUCCUACUUGAUAUCCAACCCCUCCACAACACCCACCAAUUCCCCAACAGUCUUCACCACACUCCUAUCGACACCAGACCCACCAACAUCAGAAUUAACAUCAGCGGACACAUUAAAUGCAUCGUCCACUUAUUCCCCCUUCAUAGCUUCAUCUUCCUUUCCCACCUCUCCUGUGUCUACACAUUUGAGACCAGAGACGACCGCUUUUUCAUCACCGCCACCUCAACUCACAACAAACACGUCUGCUGUACCAACCCACACUACCAACACAGACUCUGGUAUAACCACAGCUGUUUCCCCUGUCAACACAAUGACUGCUGAUCCCAUCCGCACAAUCAUCACUGACAACACAAUGACUGCUCUUUCUGCCAGCACAAUCACAAUUGACAACACAGAUGCUGGUAUAACAAUCAACACUACCACAGCUGAGACUUUCACCUUCGACUCAGACAACACAACGCCUAGUGUUUCCACCAGCACAAUCACCACAGCCAACACAGACUCUGGUGUUCUUACCAGCAGAGUGUACAUAGCCAACACAGGUACUCCUGCCAUAACAACCAGCACAGUCAACACCAAUACCCCUGCCAUAACAACCACCACAGCCCUACCCAACUCAGCCACAGCCACAAUAACCAGCACAGUCCCAAACAACCCCUCUAACAACACAUCCAGCACAGCCAACAUGCCUACUACUGAAGUCCCAACUUUGACUCCUGAAACAACGUCCACCCCUGGAACUGCAACAGAAGUCACCACACCACUUACAGACACAGCAGAAGUCACCACACCACUUACAGACACAGCAGCUGUUGAAACUGAUAUCACAACUGCUAUGGCAACAACUGCUGAGACAACGCUCAGCCCAUUCCCAAGCAAAACGCCAAACGCCCCUCCCACAGACAACACAACAUCCACAGCAACAAUAUCCAGCAGUUCAUCCGUCCCACCAACUCAGCCCACAACCACCACAAUCGCCACUACGGCUGCAACACGCAGCACAACCCAGACAAGCAAAUCGUCCACCUUCCCAGCAAACAGCACAGCAACACCUGGGACAGCCAGUCCAUCCACGAUCAGCGGCACAACUUCAACCACAACCGUCCCAGUCAACACAACCACACCUGCUACAACCAGCAGCACAGCCCCAAGCAGCACAGCAUCUCCUCUCCCCACAUACACCACAGCCACAGCUGGAACAACUAACACAGUGUCAACGAGCACAGCUACAACCAGCCCAGCCCCAGUCAACACAAGUACAUCUGCCUCAACUACACCUGCUACAACCAGCACAGCACCCGCUCUCCCCACAACCACCACACGCACAGCUGGAACAACUGCAUCUGCUUCAACCAGCAAAGCUCCAACGAUCACAACCCCAGUCAACACAACUGCAUCUUCUACAAGCAGUAGCACAGUCCCAAACAACACUACAUCUCCUACAACCACAACUCCCCCAAGCAGCACAUCAGCCCCUCUUCUUACAACAACCACCCCAACCAGUACUGUGCCAUCCUCACCAUCAGGUAUGUGCAUGUACGUACAUGAGCUUGGGGACUAUUGA
Messenger RNA from Engraulis encrasicolus (European anchovy), 4298 nucleotides. Its product is annotated as mucin-2-like. Bases 96 to 4298 code for a protein of 1400 amino acids. The record is from RefSeq and is a predicted model, not a curated record. The transcript has a single exon. NCBI's taxonomy places the organism in Eukaryota, Metazoa, Chordata, Actinopteri, Clupeiformes, Engraulidae.